Messenger RNA from Gymnogyps californianus (California condor), 709 nucleotides. It is a transcript of the gene KCNIP3, whose product is annotated as potassium voltage-gated channel interacting protein 3. The coding region runs from base 1 to 693 and encodes 230 amino acids. Gene Ontology annotation, molecular function: DNA-binding transcription repressor activity, RNA polymerase II-specific; potassium channel regulator activity; RNA polymerase II cis-regulatory region sequence-specific DNA binding. The transcript has 8 exons. NCBI's taxonomy places the organism in Eukaryota, Metazoa, Chordata, Aves, Accipitriformes, Cathartidae. Gene Ontology annotation, biological process: negative regulation of transcription by RNA polymerase II; regulation of potassium ion transmembrane transport. The record is from RefSeq and is a predicted model, not a curated record. Gene Ontology annotation, cellular component: voltage-gated potassium channel complex; nucleus.
AUGGGCAUCCAGGGUAUGGAGCUGUGCGCCGUGGCCGUGGUCAUCCUCCUCUUCAUCGCCGUCCUCAAGCAGUUCGGCAUCCUGGAGCCCAUCUCCGUGGAAGACGGCGGCGAUGCCGAGCUGGAGCUCUCGGCCGUACGGCACCAACCCGAGGGGCUGGAGCAGCUGCUGGCGCAGACCAAGUUCACCAAGAAGGAGCUGCAGUCUCUCUACCGCGGCUUCAAGAACGAGUGUCCCAGCGGCCUCGUGGACGAGGAGACCUUCAAGCUCAUCUACUCGCAGUUCUUCCCCCAAGGCAAUGCCAGCACCUACGCGCACUUCUUGUUCGACGCCUUCGACGCCGACCGCAACGGGGCUCUCUGCUUCCAGGAUUUUGUCGUCGGCCUCUCCGUCUUGCUGCGGGGGACGGUGCACCAGAAGCUGAAGUGGGCUUUCAACCUCUACGAUAUUAAUAAAGACGGCUACAUCACCAAGGAGGAAAUGCUGGAGAUCAUGAAGUCCAUCUACGACAUGAUGGGGCGCUGCACCCACCCCGCCCUGAGGGAGAGCGCGCCCGCCGAGCACGUGGAGCUGUUCUUCCAGAAGAUGGACAGGAACGGCGACGGCGUGGUGACCUUCGAGGAGUUCCUGGAGACGUGCCAGAAGGAUGAAGACAUCAUGAGCUCCAUGCAGAUCUUCGAGAACGUGAUCUAGAACCCGGGACCACCCG